AUGAUCAGAUUACUUGCCAGUUUAGCAAUCCUUGCUCCAUUUGUCCUCCCUUUCAACUACAACAAUGGUGGGAGUUCUGCAUGCAUUGUCACGAAAAACUUGCUUUUCUCACAAGGAAACCUUAUCCGACAAUUGAAGAAAGAAGAAGUAGACGCAUUCAAGAAAUACAAGAAGGAACUUCAUCUUUUUAACACUAAAAUCAACGAAGCAUUCGAUAAGGCUGAGGAGAACGAGGCAAAGAAUGCUACAGUACCCCCAAUGCCAAUCCGACCAACUCUUCCAUCAUUCUGCACUGGCGCAGAUACUACUAUGUAUAUUUUUGGUGCUUGUACGGUUCAGAACAAUAAAGUCUACAUUGGCAAUGUUUUCGCUCGUGAGUUGGAGGAAAAGGAAAAAGGAAAACUGACUGAUUUUGCCAAAAAACUUGCUGCUGUUACGCCCGGUACCACUCCACCAACCGACAUCUACAAAGGUCUCGAAUUCUGCACAGAACUUUAA
Molecule: messenger RNA, 498 nt
Organism: Caenorhabditis remanei
Lineage: Eukaryota; Metazoa; Nematoda; Chromadorea; Rhabditida; Rhabditidae
Exons: 6
Coding region: 1-498 (165 amino acids)
Source: RefSeq, a predicted model, not a curated record